Molecule: messenger RNA, 945 nt
Organism: Anoplopoma fimbria (sablefish)
Lineage: Eukaryota; Metazoa; Chordata; Actinopteri; Perciformes; Anoplopomatidae
Product: olfactory receptor 52N5-like
Exons: 1
Coding region: 1-945 (314 amino acids)
Biological process (GO): G protein-coupled receptor signaling pathway
Cellular component (GO): membrane
Molecular function (GO): olfactory receptor activity
Source: RefSeq, a predicted model, not a curated record
AUGGAAAACUACACAUUCAACAGCUUCACACUCCAGCUGGAGGGGCUGAAUGUCUCCAAGGACUCUCUCUACCCUGUCUUUCUCUUCCUCUUUUUCUCCUACAUUUUUAUAAUGCUUAUGAACAUAGGCAUUGCAUGUCUUGUUUUCAUUGACAAAAGCCUCCACCAGCCCAUGUAUCUCCUUUUCUGCAACCUGCCGUUAAAUGACAUCCUUGGAAAUUCUAUCCUGUUACCCCGUUUGCUUUUAGACAUCUUGAGACCUCGCUCUGAGCUCUUCAUCAGUUAUUAUGAAUGUGUGGUCCAAGCUUUCACCACACACAUGUUUGGCACCACUGCUCACACUGUGCUCAUGAUUAUGGCUUUUGACAGAUAUGUGGCCAUCUGUAGUCCUCUGCGCUAUGCUGCCAUAAUGACCAACAAAAUGAUCAUCAAGCUGACAGUGUCUGCCUGGGGAGUGGCCUUCGUUUUGGUCGCGAUUCUACUCGGUCUGACCAUACGACUGAACAGAUGUAGGACUCUGAUCACAAAUCCUUAUUGUGACAAUGCCUCACUGUUUAAACUCUCCUGUGAGAGUGUGAUUAUUAAUAAUGUCUAUGGCCUCACUUUCACUGUAGUCCUGCUCACAGGUUCCAUAGGCAGCAUGGUUAUCACUUAUACUAAGAUUACAGUAGUCUGUCUCACCAGUAAUAGCAAGUCUUUGAACAGUAAAGCCUUGAAGACCUGCAGCACUCACCUGGUCGUGUAUCUGAUCAUGCUGAUCACUGGGUUUAUUGUCAUUAUUCUGCAUCGCUUCCCUCAGUACUCAGACUACAGGAAGCUCUCUGCCAUUCUGUUUCAUAUCAUCCCUGGCAGCCUCAACCCUAUUAUUUAUGGUGUGCAGUCCGCAGAAAUCUGCAAAUCCUUGUCAAAAUUAUUCCGAUCCAAACCAGUUAUUCCAUUAUUCUGA